Messenger RNA from Rotaria sp. Silwood1, 732 nucleotides. The record is from the annotation of a GenBank genome assembly. NCBI's taxonomy places the organism in Eukaryota, Metazoa, Rotifera, Eurotatoria, Philodinida, Philodinidae.
AUGAGUUCGUCAGAAGAAGUUUCUUGGAUUUCAUGGUUCUGUGGUCUUCGUGGUAAUGAAUUUUUUUGUGAAGUUGACGAAGACUAUAUACAGGACAAAUUUAAUUUAACAGGGCUUAAUGAACAAGUACCACAUUAUCGACAGGCACUUGAUAUGAUUCUUGAUCUUGAGCCUGAUGAUGAACUUGAUAAUCAAGAAAAUCCAAAUCAAUCAGAUUUAAUCGAACAAGCUGCCGAAAUGCUUUAUGGUCUUAUACAUGCUCGUUACAUUCUAACGAAUAAUGGUAUAGCACAAAUGCUUGAAAAAUUCCAAAAUGGGGAUUUUGGUUUAUGUCCUCGCAUAUAUUGUGACAAUCAACCAAUGUUACCGAUUGGCUUGUCAGAAGUUCCUGGUGAAGCUAUGGUUAAACUCUAUUGUCCAAAAUGUAUGGAUGUGUAUACACCAAAAAGUUCCCGACAUCAUCAUACUGAUGGAGCAUAUUUUAGUACAGGUUUUCCUCAUAUGCUUUUCAUGGUUCAUCCAGAAUAUCGACCAAAACGACCAACAAAUCAAUUUGUUGCUCGACUUUAUGGCUUUAAAAUUCAUUCAAUGGCAUAUCAAUUGCAAUAUCAAGCAGCCGCUAAUUUUAAACAAUCGAAUCCAAGUUCAGUUGUUCCAAAUACUGCGACUGGUGGUGGUAAUGCUACAACAACAACGACAACAACAACAACUCGUCCACUAAUUAAAGAUUGA